GGGGCAGCAGUGGAGGUGGGGCUGCACACCCGCAGACGCAGUCCUUCAGCUGGCUGCCGUCACAACAGCAGGUGCCUGGUUGCGGCAGCCAGGUUCUUACUGGGGCGUACUCUCAGAUAGCCGACCCGCAGUGGCGGUGGCAGCAGGGGCAGCAGCAGUCGCAGUGGCAGCAGGGGGGGCAGCAGCGCGGCAUGGGGGGCGCGGUGCGGCCGCGGCAGUGCGGAGUGGCGGUGCUGAGUGGGCCGGCGGGGUGCGGCAAGAGCGCGUGCGUGCGGGUCCUGGCGGAGGCGGCGGGAUUCGAGGUGGUGGAGUGGACGCCGCCGCCGCCGGUGCUGUGGCAUGAGUAUCAGUACCAGCGGUCAGCCCCGGGCGGCGGCGACAGCAGCGGCCCGCAGUCCUCCGCCUACCAGUCCAAGCUGGACGACUUCGAGUCCUUCGUGAGCCGCUCCAAGUACCCCUCCCUGGCGCUGACCUCCUCCUCCUCAGCAGCGGCAGCAGUGCAGUCCUCCCAGUUAGCCGGGUCCCAGCUCUCAAGGCCCGUAACCAACAACGCCACGGCCGGCUCACUAGCCCCAGGCCCCUCCACCUCCGGCGCCGGUCCCGGCCCGCCACCGUCAGCCCCCAUAGGCUGCCCCUCACGUCCUAAGCUGCUCCUGCUGGAGGACCUCCCCCACACGCACGACCCGGAGCGGCGGCAGCGGCUGGCGGCGGCGCUGAAGGACCUGGUGGCAUGUGCGCGGGG
Messenger RNA from Astrephomene gubernaculifera, 742 nucleotides. NCBI's taxonomy places the organism in Eukaryota, Viridiplantae, Chlorophyta, Chlorophyceae, Chlamydomonadales, Astrephomenaceae. The record is from the annotation of a GenBank genome assembly.